CUUACAACUAGGCUUCUAUCAGUCAUGGAAAGAGAUAUCAACAUUGAGAAUGAUGCUCACCAUAACAACUUGCUUACCUCUUCUUCCGUGGUCUCCACCGCCGCCACUUCCUCCGCCACAUUCUCGUUUUUGGGUUCCCAUCAAAGCAAGAAAACUUCAAACAAUGGUGUGGCUCCUAAAGGGUCAAAGAAAGCUGGAGAUCACUUGGAAAAUGAGAGGCACAGGACUAGUGAUGAUGAUGAUGGCAAGCAUCAGACAUACCGUGGAGUACGUAAGCGAAGCUGGGGCAAAUGGGUGUCUGAAAUCAGAGAACCAAGGAAGAAAUCAAGGAUAUGGCUUGGAACAUACCCUACAGCUGAAAUGGCUGCUCGAGCCCAUGAUGUAGCUGCAUUGGCCAUUAAAGGCCACUCCGCUUACCUUAACUUCCCUGAACUUGCAAAGCAACUCCCACGCCCUGCCAGUACCACUCCCAAGGAUAUCCAAGCCGCUGCUUCUCAAGCAGCUGCCUCAACUUUUCUCAAGACAGGGGGAUGCAACAUUGAAGAACUUCCUGUUUCACAAGAAUCAUCAAGUUCAUCACCUUCUAUCGAUAACGAUGACACCUUCUUUGAUCUCCCUGAUCUCAUGAUUGAUGCCAGGGAUCGAAGAGAUGGGUUUUACUCAUAUUCUUCAACAUGGCAAAUAUGUGCUGAGGAGCCAUUCUCAUGGGAAUACUACUAGCAAAGCUCUAACUUUCAAAUUUCUUCAUCUGUUACACAAUAAUCACUGCAUUCCCUAAAGGAAACCAAUCAGGAAAACUCGCUUUUGAAUCGUGAAUUGUUGGUGGUUUGUGUUCAACCUUGGUUCAGAGAGAUACAAAAGGCAGUGGCAAUGUUACAAUCUUGUCUACAGUUUCUCCAAGAAACAUAUGAGAGAGAUGAAAUUGUUAAUCUCCAUUGUAAAAUACGAGCACUAGACAUAUAUAAACAAUUAAUAAAUGGCAAAUUUCUUCUUUGCGAGUGUAAUUCAUGUUCAAAAUUUGAUUCAGUCGAUUUAUGUAAACACGAGACAACAUCCCACAAUUUUAAUA
Molecule: messenger RNA, 1069 nt
Organism: Durio zibethinus
Lineage: Eukaryota; Viridiplantae; Streptophyta; Magnoliopsida; Malvales; Malvaceae
Source: RefSeq, a predicted model, not a curated record